GGAAAGGUCUGGUCAACCUGGUUAUGCUAAAUAAACACUUUUUAUUGAGCAAGUUCGGUUCCCGGUCAAAGAUAUAUUUCCACACUAAAGAUUGCAUAAACGCAUCAAUGUCCACCACACUCACCAUCAAUUCGACCAACAAAGGGAUAGCUACAAAAGCCCCCGCAAACCGAUUACACCUCCUCCCGCCCGGUGCCUUUGAUACUCAUGUCCACGUCUUUGACCCCAAACUGGGCCCAUAUGCCGAUGGUCGCGCAUAUACUCCGGAAGAUGCUCCUUUGCAGAAACUCAUCGCAUUCAAUAAAAAUAUAGCCGCAAAUACUCAGAAUGGAACACUUGUUCUUGUGCAGCCAUCUCCAUACAAGACCGAUUGUACCGUGUUGAUGCAUUGUCUGCAAGAGCUGAAAGAUCGAGAAGUAACAGCUUACGCUAUUGUGGUGAUCGAUUUGGAAACCAUUACAGAUGAGGAACUUGAACAUAUGCAUCAACUCGGGGCACGAGGUAUCCGGUUGAAUUUUCAAGCAGAUGGAAAGGAAGUUGAUCUGUCGAAAUUGGUGGCUCUUCUACAACAGGCUGCUCGACGUAUUAGCCAUCUGCCUGGCUGGAUGAUACAGUUAUUCAUUCCUGCAUGGACAUGGGAUGUUCUGCAUGAUCAUAUCCUUGCCCUCCCUGUCACCGUCAUUGCAGACCAUCUCGGCGGUGUUUUGGGUCCAUCGAAACUGUCAUCUGAAUAUCAGUCAUCACCCAUCUUACAACCAGGAUUCAAAUCUCUCUUAUCACUGGCCAAACAGUCUCGCGUUAUCGUCAAAAUAUCCGGACUAUACCGUAUGUCGAAUGAAAGUGUAUCGAAUUUUAGAGACAUGCAGUCUAUCAUACAAGCAUUUGCAAAAGAGAUUCCCGACCAGGUUAUCUGGGGUAGUGAUUGGCCACAUACAGGAGAUGGACAUAACAGGGUGAAAGAGAUGGCCUUGAGUGUCAAGGAGCCAUUUCGGUUCAUUGACGACGAUGGAAUCUUGCGGAAUCUACGCUGCUGGAUGGGCAGUGAGGCGUGGGAGAAGAUGGUCAAGCACAAUCCUAGACGAUUAUACCAUUAGCAGUCAAUUAUAGAAAUAUAAAGCGUU
Aspergillus wentii DTO 134E9 is the source of this 1121-nucleotide messenger RNA. RefSeq lists its product as uncharacterized. Gene Ontology annotation, molecular function: hydrolase activity. The record is from RefSeq and is a predicted model, not a curated record. The transcript is spliced from 3 exons. NCBI's taxonomy places the organism in Eukaryota, Fungi, Ascomycota, Eurotiomycetes, Eurotiales, Aspergillaceae. The coding region runs from base 24 to 1094 and encodes 356 amino acids.